Trypanosoma rangeli is the source of this 2118-nucleotide messenger RNA. RefSeq names its product ribosomal rRNA-processing protein 9. The record is from RefSeq and is a predicted model, not a curated record. Gene Ontology annotation, molecular function: protein binding; snoRNA binding. NCBI's taxonomy places the organism in Eukaryota, Euglenozoa, Kinetoplastea, Trypanosomatida, Trypanosomatidae. The coding region runs from base 1 to 2118 and encodes 705 amino acids. Gene Ontology annotation, cellular component: small-subunit processome. The transcript has a single exon.
AUGCUGGCCAAAAAGAGGGCGGAGAGGCGGAACGCCAUUGCCGCGACGGCUUCGGCGCAGCGAAAGAGGGAGCUGAAGCAGUUGCGCGGGAAGGCGGCGGGUGCGAAGGCGGAUGGAACGGAGAGACCGGGAAGAGUUGGGAAGCGCCAGCGCACUAGUAACGAAGCGGAGGAUCACGCAGUGGAUGCAGCGGUGGCUUUGGUGGAGAACCCGGCGGAUAUGCUGCGGGCCAUUGGAGACCACGUCAACACCCGGCUGCAGGAGCUUGAGUUUGACGACGAUCUUGACGCGGAUUUGUUUGACGAGCAGCAGCGCCAGUUGCGGGAGGAGGCGGCGAUUGCGGCGGGCACCAAGUCACGUGUGCUUUCCACUUCAAUAGCAAAAUUUCUUCGACGGCAAGAGGAGACUGUUGCAGAUGAUGCCGGUAGUGCCGUGACGGCAAGUGCCAAGAUGGUGCGCAUUAGACACAACAGUAAUGCGGUGACGGCGGUGUGUGGCCUUGGAGCGGAUUUGGUGGUGCUUGGGGAUAAGUCAGGUGCCAUAUACAUGGCGGAGCUGAACGGUGGUCCUUCCCCGCCACUGUCCCCGAAUUCCUCACAGAAGAUGCUUCUCAGUCCAUUUUUGCCGGCGGCGGUGCUUUCCAUUGCCGUAUCUGACACACGUGAUGUGCGUCCCUCACAGCGUGCCCUGUUUGAGCGUAGUACCGUGGAUACCAGCGUCACGUCGUACAUUGCGGCUGGUGCCGCAGAUGGUACAAUAAGUGUAUGGGUAACGAGCACGCGAAAGCAUAUGGGGUUUUUAUCCAUGCAUCGUUCUGCGGUGACAGGGUUGGCAUUUCGUCACGAUACACUGUAUAGUUGCAGCAACGACGAGACAUUGCGGGUGUGGUCCGUGCCGCAGAUGAUUUGUCAAGACAAACUCUUUGGUCAUCAAGGACGAGUUCUCGGCAUACACUGUCUCAAGCGUGAACGCUGCGCCACUGUUGGGGAGGAUGGCACAAUGCGCUUUUGGAAGGUUGACGCGGCGACGCAACAAGAAUUUGCCACAAGCUCCCACUUUGGUGUAAAGGUUGUGCUCGAGUGUGUGACAAUGGUCAACGACAAUGUCGUGUUGUGCGGUGCUGCCAACGGUGCACUUCUGUUAUUUGAUGUCAACAGGCGGAAGCCGCUUGCCGUGCAGGAGGCGGCACACGGAUACGGAUUCGUGGGCGAUGGCACGGGUCUGGAAAAGGCGGUAGUGGCAGCCCAACAGGAGCAGGCUAGCGAUGCGAGUGAACAAGCGCGGGAGGUACGUCGGCAGAACGCAAACCCCAUCACAUCGGUGGCGUCAAUACCGCACGCGGACGUGGCCGCCAGCGCAAGCUACGAUGGCAAUGUGCGGCUUUGGCGCAUCGUCACUCCAGAGGUCGGGAGAAAGUCAGCGGCAACGGCGGAUCAUACCGAGUGCGUGGCGGCGACCGCAACAACGUUUGAGUGUCUGGCAUCGAUCCCUGUGGGCGCCAUUGUGACGUCUUUGUUCUUUACUCCUAGUGGUGAUGCUCUUCUUGUUGGUUGCAGUAAAGAGCCGCGACUUGGUCGCUGGGUUGUGCAGCGAAGUGCUCUCAACGCCGCAUAUGUGAUACCCCUUGACGAUGCCAGGCUGCGUGCGUCUGCGUCAUGUGCGGCAGUGGAGCACAUCCCUGCGUUGUUGUACGGCUUUGACGACGAGGAAGCGGGGAGUGACAAGGAGGGGGAAAACGAUGUCGCGGGGAGCGAGGACCCGAUGGACGGCGAGAGUGCCCCUCAGGCCAACGACGGCAGCGAUGAUGGCAGCAAUGGCGAAAACGGUCUGUUUACGCUUGGCGAGGACGGCCAGAUGCAGUUUAGUGCGCCGGCGGAGGCGGAUGUCGCAGGGAAGAAGAUGGCACUGCGUAAAAAGAAGAAGAAAAUCGAAGCCAAGAGGGAGUCAAAGGCCUCGACACAUGGUGCGGGUGACGGCAACGAUAAAAAGGGGCGUCCAGCGAGGGUCACAAAGCUGACGAGGGCAACGGAGCAGCAGCAGCAGCAGCAGCCCGCAGGCGAGCCACCGAAGAAACUGAAGAAGAAGAAGGGGGCAAACUUCAAGGUGGUGAAGAAGUAA